Molecule: messenger RNA, 2560 nt
Organism: Cuscuta epithymum
Lineage: Eukaryota; Viridiplantae; Streptophyta; Magnoliopsida; Solanales; Convolvulaceae
Source: the annotation of a GenBank genome assembly
AUCCUUGUGAGCUAUAACAUCAAACCUCAUCCAAAACAAUCCGGCUCACAACCACCACGUUUUACUUCAUUUUCCAUUAUCACACCCACCCACCCACGUAGACAACGCGAACAUGGCGAUGGCAAUACCCAGGCCGCCGGCAACCAUGUCCUCCACGACGGCCUCUUCCAGUUCCAAUCGGAAGCCACCGUUUUCAUCAUCCGCCACCAUCUCCAUCAAAUGCCAUCGGAGCCCGGGAGUUUCAAGAAGAGAUUUGUUGAGCGCGGGGCUGAGUUUCGUGCCUCUGCUCACCAUUCCAACAAAACCCAAGGAAGUUGAAGUUGGAUCCUACCUCCCUUCUUUUCUCGUCUACAAAGCAAAACCCACCAUUCACACUGCUUCCGGUACCAUUUCGAUCUGUUUUUAACUGCGUAUUCUUCAGUUUCUUUAUCAUUUCGUCUACAUAUGACUAUUCUUUUUAUAAAUUGAGAUAGACCAGUAUCUUUGGAUUCUAAUUUCUCGAAUUUUCGCAGUAUAAGCCAUGGUUGGUUGAAGUCUGGAUCGUUUUUCUUCAAAUUACAUCAUCAACAUUGUGGUUAUUAGUAAUUACAGUACUACCUGGUAGACUUUAACUUCGGAUUGAACGUGGUGUUCAAGUUCAACUUCAAUUCAUUAUUCGUACUCUACAGUCUACUCCGGACUGCAAGCUACCAAUUUUUAGUUACCAAGAGUAUUUGCCUAUUUGUGACACUCCUUAUUUAAGUAGGAUUUUGAUCAUGAAUUAAGACUUUCCUAGAAAUGCUAGGGAAGGUAAGAAAAUACUAACGAAAGGUAUUUUCUUGUGCUAGGUUUACCAUGGAAAACGCGAGGAAUGAAAUAUGAUAAAUGCUUCAAAAAGUUUUACAUUUUUUAGACUAGUUAGCCUUUUGAUACUAGAAAUAGAUAAAUAUAGAGUAAUUAAAAUGAGUUUGAACUACAGAUAUAGUGAGUUGGACGUUUUAUAUUCCAUCUCAUUUAUUCCCUUCCAAGUUUAAAGUUUUUACUUUAUUUCAGAAAUAUAACUUGUGGAAAAAUAAACUAAAGUUACUUUGAGUAUAUCUUGAAAGGCACUAUAGUGUAAAAGUUGAAUAUGAUCAUGGUCACUAAAGUUUUUAUUAUGGCCGCUCAAGUAUAAGAACUUACAUACUUGUAUGCUGCCAUUAUUUUGGAUUUUGGUCAUAUAUUCUGCAUCGUUUCUCCAAAUUUUACCAAUAAUGAGUUUGACUUUUUCAUUAGUAUUUCCAAAUUUUGUAAGUUGGACAUUUCUACCCUGGCAAUAUUCCGAGUGCCAAACGAGCCCUUAAGGUUGAGGCGAAGAAGCAAUUUUAACCCAAAGCAUGAGAUGAAAAUCCAUUUAUGGUAAGAUAGAUGGUGCCAUUGCCAUAUGAAUUAAUCAUCCCCAUCAUCACUUAAAUCUUAACUAUGUUGGGGCCAGUAGCAUAAACUAGUAGUGUCAGUUAAGUGUAAAAAAUUAGUUAUUAUCAUACACAGUUCCUUGUGCUAUAGGGAUGAGCAUGGAUUGUUUUCAACUUUUCAUCAGUAAUUUGCUAAGCAGUCUGUACUUGCACGGUUCUGACUCAAAAUCACUAUAGUUGGCUACUUGCAAAAGUAUAACAAUGUGCUUACUAUGUCCUGUCCAGUCUAUAGGCUUAUGAGGCUCCGACUUUAGUUGAUUUCAGGAAAUGUACAGCCAUACACAUUUAUUCUUCCUCCUACAUGGAAACAUACUCGUACGGAAAACAUAUCUUAUGGGAACUACUGCCAACCAAAGUGUGCAGAGUCCAGAUGAAGUCCUCAAAACAUCCAUUUAGAAGUGUGGUGAUCUAAUGUACUGCAGGUUUGCUCUUAAAGCUCGUUAUGAAUUUAUUGGGUCCCAAAACCUUGUGGAAGCAACAGCAGUUGGAGAUACAGUGCCAAUCAAAAACAUUGGAAUUCAUCCACUAGAAGAUUUGGAACCAAUCCUUGAUUUCUUUCAUGGGGAAAGUCUGUGUAUCUUCCAUUUUUGUUCAUUCUGUAGUUGUAUUCCAUAUUUCCAUCUACGUGUGAGUCUGGCCAGAGUUCCGAAACUUGACCUAGACUGGGCAGGUAAAAAAAACUCAACUGGAACCCGGUUUUUGGUUCCAGACCUGAACCAGUAUGGUACAAGUUCAAACUGGGUCCAUUUUUUUCAAAACCGGAUCAGUUUCGGUUCUUUCUUUGGAAAAUUUGCUGAAGAACUGGACCUCAUGCAUAGCUGACCCUAGAACCACAGCCUGAUAUACUUGGAUACUUUUAUGGCUAGGUGUACUUUUGGACAUAUAAUCAGCUUGACUGGGACCAGAUGGUGUCGUCCUUAAUUCCAGUUUACAUAAUACUGCGUACUUACCAUCAAUUGGUCAAACAGCUACUUCUUUCAUAGUUUAUAUUGUUUAAUAUUCUUCUAUAAGUAAAUAGCAUUGAUGCUUUAUUCAAUGUAAAUCUGGAUGUAGUUUGUAAAUAUGUAUAGUUUAAUUUUAUAAGUUUUGGUGUGCUUGGACUCGGGCAUACUAUAAUGUAAAAUAUA